AUGAAGACUAUCAAUAUUCUCGGUUUUAACCGUCAGCAGAUAGAUCGGCUCAUUCAAGAGGUUUUGAUUCUAGCGCGUCUACAUCACCCCAAUAUUGUAAAACUGUACGAAGUAUACGAAACUCCGAAGGCCAUUUAUCUGAUCCAAGAGUUGCUGAGCGGUGGUGAGCUCUACACUCGUCUUGUGAACAUGGGGAAGUUUUCGGAAGGCUACGCAAAGGGAAUCAUCAAGUCCAUCAUAAACGCUAUUGCCUAUCUCCAUGAAACCAAGAACAUUGCGCAUCGCGAUUUGAAGCUGGCGAAUAUCAUGUUUUCUGACAAUAGUCCGGACGCGGAGAUCAAACUGAUCGACUUUGGACUGAGUCGGAUCGUCAACGAUACGGACUACAUGCAUAGUUUGGUGGGAACUCGCUACUACAUCGCUCCCGAGGUCUAUAUGAAGGACUACAAGGGCGUGGGCUACAACAAGAGCUGUGACAUGUGGUCUCUCGGCGUCAUUACCUACUUUUUGCUCACGGGACACAAUCCGCUGCCCCUGCAGCGCGGCGAUACGCCUCUCACAGAAGUCAAAAUCGAGCGGAUUCCCUUCCCGAGGCUGUACUGGAGCGAGCUCAGCGAGGAAUCGAAGGACUUCACGCAGCGGCUUCUGGCGAUCGACCCGGUGAAUCGAAUGACAGUUUUGGAGGCGCAGAAUCACCCCUGGCUCAAAUCCACCGGGAAUUACUCGCCUCCCGUGCUGCAGCCCAGCAUUCUCACGUCGAUCCAGGAGUUCCAGGGCUACAAUCAUCUGAAGAAGGCGGCGCUGACCGCGGUGGCGUACCAUCUGAACAACAACGAGCUGAUGAAGCUGGGCGACGCGUUCGAGUACUUCGACAAGUCGAACGACGGAAUGAUCACUUUCGAAGACUUCCGCGAUGCCUUGAUGACGCUGCGCACCACCGAGCAGUUCUGCAACAACGCCUCCUUGUUCUCGAUCACCACCGACGAGGACAAGCUGAAGCAGCUCUUCCAUGAUAUCGAUUUUGAUGACUGCGGGUACAUCAAUUAUUCCGAGUUCGUCGCUGCGUGUUUGGCGAGGAAAGAAGGGCUUCGGAGGGAAUAUGCGGAGUUGAUCUUCCAGCUGGUCGAUCGCGAGCACAACGGCGUGAUCUCGAUCCAGGAUCUGCACUUGUUCUUCGGCGACGAUAUUCCAAUGAGCGAGAUCGAAGCCAUCAUUCGGCAGACCUUCGGAUGCACCAAGGAGAAGCUCACCGAGCCCGAUUUGGAGAUGAUCAUGAACACCAAGAUGAUCACGAACAGCCACACGGAGACGGUGGCGUCGAUGCAGUCGCGGGCGGGGUCGGGAGCAGCCGUCGAGGAGCCCUAUGUGACCAUCUCCUCCAUUUUCAGCCGAGUUCAGUCCAAGCCCACGCUCACCGACUUGGACGGAGACAGCCAGCAGCUCGAGCCGGGAGGUUCGUGCUCUCCUUCCUUGCCGUCCAUCUCCGAAUUGAAGGAUGAGUUGAUGCGGAGAUCGAAGGCUCUCUCUUUUGCGGAUGAGCAUUCCAACAUGUCAGCUGCUACACCAUCCUCACACAACGAUCAGAAUGGCGAAAAUGGAACUAGUUCGUCUUUUUAUGUUUUUUCAACACCGUUUUGA
This is a messenger RNA of Blastocystis hominis, 1638 nucleotides long. RefSeq lists its product as hypothetical. Gene Ontology annotation, biological process: protein autophosphorylation; intracellular signal transduction; peptidyl-serine phosphorylation. The transcript is spliced from 9 exons. Gene Ontology annotation, cellular component: nucleus; cytoplasm. Gene Ontology annotation, molecular function: calmodulin binding; calcium-dependent protein serine/threonine kinase activity; ATP binding. The record is from RefSeq and is a predicted model, not a curated record. NCBI's taxonomy places the organism in Eukaryota, Bigyra, Opalinata, Blastocystidae. Bases 1 to 1638 code for a protein of 545 amino acids.